This is a messenger RNA of Phyllopteryx taeniolatus (common seadragon), 3929 nucleotides long. RefSeq lists its product as uncharacterized. Bases 219 to 3518 code for a protein of 1099 amino acids. The transcript is spliced from 7 exons. NCBI's taxonomy places the organism in Eukaryota, Metazoa, Chordata, Actinopteri, Syngnathiformes, Syngnathidae. Gene Ontology annotation, biological process: positive regulation of transcription elongation by RNA polymerase II. The record is from RefSeq and is a predicted model, not a curated record. Gene Ontology annotation, molecular function: protein binding.
UCACCUGCACCUGCCUACCCCAAGACACGUGUGGCGCCAUCGUUAGGAGGAAGCUAACGAACUCGGAACCCACGAUAACAACACAGAUAUUGAACAUAACUGUGUCAAUUUCGAUAUAGCGAUUGCGUUUUGGAUACAACUCCGUUGUGUGGCGAAAAAAAAUUGCAACCGACAAUAGAAUUUUGCAACACUUCAUUGCUCCCAAUGCCAAUGGAAACAUGCAGCACUACCAUUUGCGGGGCUACGAGAUGAAGCUUCUUGGAGAACUCCAGAAACAACAAAACAGCGCCCAGUUCUGUGAUACACUUUUGCAAACGGAUGGUAUCUCUGUACCCACCCAUAGCUGUGUUCUAGCAGCUCUUAGCCCUUACUUGUCUCAGAAACUGUUGGCCACACCAUAUCCUCCACCUGGACAAAAACGUCAGCUCCAGCUUCAGCCUUUGAAGGCCCACACCCUGUUGAAGCUGGUUGGUCUACUCUACUCAGGGGAGUUGGAGGUAAAGGGAAGCGUGGAGCAGAAUGAUUUGAUGGAUGCAGUCCGGACGUUUGGGAUCACACCCCUCAUAGAAAGACCGAGAAACGAGGCUACAAUGGACGAGGAACUCCAGAAGAAUCAUGUUGGGAGUUUUAGUAAAUGUUGCAAGUUUACAAAUGCAGGCAGAGAGAAGGCUAAAUGCAGGAUAAUAAAAGAUGCACUAGUACACAUUGAGACGGCAGUAAGGAAAGAUACAGAUCGUUCAGUGGAAAAGAAAAGUUGCGUAUCCACAGGUACACAAACGCCAUUAGAAAAUCAGACUAAACCUCUAACUCCAGAGCAUAUCAGAUGGCCAACCCAAAACAUCCCAUUAGAUGUGUGUGUGACAAGAUCACACCAAUCUUCUGUCUUGAUCACAAAUGCAAUGUCAAAUGGCGAAGUGUCCAGCCACUGGACCGCCAGUUCCGACACUGACACUUCCUUCUCUCAGAGACCUCAGCAUCGAUGUUUUGAUUCUGUUGGCAGUACUCAUGUGCUGACGCAAACAAAGGGCAAUAGUAAGACAAGUAGAGAUCAAGUAAAGAAGAAGCCAGAAGACAAAAAUGCCAAUUCAGCAGAGACUAGGCCUGCAGUUGCCAGUAUAGCAAAGAAGAACCUUGCCAAGAUGAAACUGAUGGAGUCAACGCAAUUUUCUGUUAAGGUGAAGCUGAGAAGGAGGACAAAGGAAAAAGUAUGGGAGGUUGUGUCCACGCAAGAUGAGGAUGACACAGUGUCGGUGUUUGCCUCCUUGUCUGAGGAAUCCCACCAAAGUGCAGCUCAGUCAUCGCAUAACCACAUUGCACAAGUUGAACCAAGCAAUUCCACUAAACCGCCAAUCCACCCCAAUACCAUAUCUGAACCAUCACAUCACUUCAUUGAUCACACUGCCCAACACCAAAAUGGAACGCUCCAAUCGGCUCCUGUUCCACAGCCUCAGGGCCUUGCAGAAGAAUCUGAUGAGCAGAUAGAGAAGAUGUUGGAGGACAUCAUGAUGGGUCUGAACAUCCUGCCCGCAUUGGAAGCUCCGGAGGACGACACAGGGCAGAGUAAGAUGCUAUCAGACGCCCCUUCUGCUGAAAGUCCGCGUUACCAGAUCUUUGGGGAACAAAGUGUCCAUAUGUCAACAUGCACAGCUCAGAACCAGCUCAACUUUAAAAGUGUGCCCCUUCUUGAGCCUAGUGGUGUGAUAAUGCCUCAGCAACCGUUUCUUCAGGCUCUCUCAUCUGCCAGCUCAAUGGGGCAAAUUGAUCGACUGAGCCAACAUGAUCGAACCUACCCACCCUUCCAGGAGAGGCAGCCCUUGUCUUCAUUUUCUCCAACUUGUUUCAACGAUAUGCAACUUCCUAGAUGCCUCUCACCAAUAGAGCCAUUCACUUCAGUAGGAAUUGAUGAGGCAACCACUAACGAGCAUCAGUCUUCUCGCUGUGCAAGACCCUUGCUCACAGAACAGUCGUUACUAGUUUUUCCACUUUCUGAUGGAGAAGACAAACGGCCACCUUUAUCGAAGAGACAUCAAAGCAAACUGCCAAAGCAAUGCCUCAAACAACUGGAGUAUGAACCACAGCAAAGCCGAAACUGUGCACUAUCGUGUAUUAAAAACAAGAUGGGAAUGUGUCCAACUGCUGCUGAAAGGAAGGCUUACCCCCAGAGGAUAAAGAGAACUUUAGUACAUAACAAAGGUGUUACUACGGAUGGUAAUGUAGUGCCUAAAAAAAGGAAAGUGUGUGUUGAUUAUCCAAAAGGUUGCAGUAGUUCAAUCUGUGAUGAUCUUAGAAGUAAAAAAAACAUAAGGAUUUGCUCAGUUAGUUUGUCACGAAACAACGUCCUUGCAAAAGAAAGAAAAAUGGCCACAGGUUCCCCGAAAUCACCACCCAGUUGUUCAGGGAAACAUGAUCAACAGUCAACCACAAACGACCAUCUGAAAAAGAGAACCAGAAGUACUGGGCCUAAAAAAUUGGUGAAUACGCGCCAAAGCCACAUUAAGACCAGAGUGUUUCUGAAAACAACUCAAGUGCCACCAAGUGACACAUGCACACAAAGUAUCACAGAUACAAACUCUGAGGUCCACAGUCCAACAGUUGCAUCAAACACCAAAGUCUCUUUCUUCAAGAAGAAACGUGGGAGACCACCAAAAAAGGCUGCCCUUCCAGUCAUUUUAAAGAGUGAAAUCCAGGAGAAAAUGGAAGAGGAAUUGUUAAAGAUAAACUUGGAAAAGAGUGAUAAAAUAAAAGGAAAAGGCCCAAAAAUACGUAAUGGAAGAGGUGAGGAGCAGGUUGUUCCACUGAAAAGUAUUAAAAAUGCUGCAAAAUCUGAUGAUGACAGUGCGCCCAAAAGCAUGGUUGCUUUCACAGAAUUUCAGACUUUUGUAAAGACCCAACACUUAAAAAAAAAGAAAUCAGCUGAAAGCCAAGAAGCUGGUAAGAAUGUCUUAAAUGGAGAUAAUCAUGAAGACAAUGACUUUAUUCAGCUUCAGGUAGAAUCUCCUGUAAAUGUCAGUGUUUCGACUGGUCAAAAUCCCAAUCAAGUUCUCAACAAAUCAACGGAUGAGAGAGAAGGAUUACAACAACAUGGCUCAGGGAGGUCUUCAGGAAAGGGGACCACUUCAAGGGAUGAGCAUUCUUUAGAGGAUGUGGUCAAAAGAUCAGUUGCUCAACAUGCUGAGAUGGACCAAACACCCAAGAUACAAGAAUUGAACUUUGUUGUGAUGCCGAAUAAACAUAGUAACCCAGGUUGCUCCCCUAGUGACAGACAACCAUGUCCUCAAAAUCAAAUGUCUUUGGAGCCCAACAUGAACCCCCAGAUCAGUACAUGUUCGUCUCCUGCCGCUGGUGCACCAAAUAGCCCAGAAAGCAGCCAAGAAGGGGUAAUCGAGGUAGAUGCUCUGCUCUCCUCCCCAGAAAAAUUGCCUGUCAUCAGGCAAUGUGAGUAUGCACUCGGCCACACUGAUACUACACAAAGUGAAGAGGAGGGAGAAAUUGAUGUGACAGGAGAUGAGAUGGGCUGACAUUGAUAUGUGUGCAUACUUUUGUUGUUGUUGUGUGACAAGUGGUCAUUCCUAAUUUUCUCUCUGUUGUUGAACUUUUACUUCUAUAUCACGCCGUUGCCAGAUGUCUAGUUGGGUGACCAUCUUUGUAUAAUACACUUUUAUAUCUUGUUGUUUUUCCAUUGUCAGUGGUUUUGUUUGUGUAAAGUUUUGUGUAAAUAUUUUUGCCAUUUACUAAUCCGGUAAAGCAGGUAAAACGUUGCUUAUUCUGUUGUAUGUAUAUAAUUUGUUAUGUUUGGCUGUUGGAGUAAUAAUGAUUGAAAGCAUUUUGCAUACCGAGACUGAAUAAAAAAACUCAUUUGAAGCCUGUGUUAUACAAAACAUUGUAAAUGUAUUUUGCUGUUAUUGUUAAUUACAUAAUGUUGAUUUACA